Molecule: messenger RNA, 4660 nt
Organism: Acanthaster planci (crown-of-thorns starfish)
Lineage: Eukaryota; Metazoa; Echinodermata; Asteroidea; Valvatida; Acanthasteridae
Product: tyrosine-protein kinase Yes-like
Biological process (GO): protein phosphorylation
Molecular function (GO): ATP binding; protein tyrosine kinase activity; protein binding
Source: RefSeq, a predicted model, not a curated record
AAAGUGUCAAAGGUCAGUGAGAACAACUUGACAAACUUCCUUUUCAUUUCCGCGUUCGGGUCCCAGAUGAUAAUCCCCCAAAAUUUCACCCUGUUUUUGUUCAGUCCUCCCACGUUUGGAUAGUUCUUUCGUAGACGGGAACACCGCACACCAGAUCUGUGUGGAUAUUUAUCAGACAGUGCAGCCUCGGUGAAUCGCAUUCCUGCCAUCAGCAUGGGAUGCAUCAACAGCAAAGAGGAGGGCAGCAGCUAUCGGGCGGAUUACAAGGCCGACAACACUCACAGCGGUCCUGGCCUGACAAUAGGGGGGCCCUCGCCUGGCAUGACCACCGGUGGAGUCUCCGAUCGGGCACCCAAGAACGAUAUGUUCAUCCCUACUCCCAACAAGCCCGAGCCGAGCAGACCAGUACUGAAAUAUGUUGCGCUGUAUGAUUAUGAAGCACGGACAGAGGAUGAUCUGAGCUUCUUGAAAGGAGAGACGCUAGACAUAACGAAUAACCAUGACGGUGAUUGGUGGCUGGCAAGGUCAACAAAGAACGGUCGAGAAGGAUAUGUCCCCAGCAACUACAUUGCGCCUGUCAAGAGUAUCAACGCUGAAGAGUGGUACUUUGGUCGAAUCGGUCGCAAGGAAGCCGAGAAGAAACUCCUCCAUCCUGGUAUCGAGCGAGGAAUGUUCAUCGUCAGGGAUGGCGAGGCCACCCCAGGGACAUUCUCACUUUCUGUCCGCGACUACGACCCGGUGAAGGGCGACCACGUCAAGCACUACAAGAUCCGCAAGCUGGACAACGAGGCAGGAUUCUACAUUGCCAUGCGCAGCCCAUUCCCAGUGCUCGCAGAGCUUGUCAAACAUUACCAACAGGUGGCUGAUGGACUCUGUAUCAAGCUCACCUUCCCCUGCCCCAAGGAGAACCCCAACACGGUGGGCCUGGGCAAGGACGCCUGGGAAAUCCCCCGCGAGUCCCUGACGCUGGAGAACAGGCUCGGGGCCGGCCAGUUUGGAGAAGUUUGGAAAGGGACUUGGAAUGGAAAGACCCCAGUGGCCAUCAAGACCCUGAAGAAGGGAACCAUGACUCCCACGGCCUUCCUGGCCGAAGCCAACAUCAUGAAGAAGCUGCGUCAUCCCAAACUCUGUCAACUCUACGCCGUUUGUUCGGACAAGGAACCCAUCUACAUCGUCGCCGAGCUCAUGUGCAAUGGCAGUCUCCUGGAUUACCUGAAAGACGGGGAGGGACGUAAGCUGAAGCUGCCAGAGCUUGUCGACAUGGGCUCUCAGAUUGCGUCUGGAAUGGCUUACCUGGAAUCCAUGAACUACGUCCAUCGGGAUCUGGCUGCUCGGAAUGUGCUGGUGGGGGAGAAUAAUGUUGUCAAGGUGGCUGAUUUCGGGCUGGCCAGGAUGAUCGAAGACACAGAGUAUACUGCAAGACAAGGCGCAAAGUUCCCGAUCAAGUGGACAGCUCCGGAGGCUGCCAUGUACGGCCGCUUUACCAUCAAAUCCGACGUCUGGUCAUUCGGCAUUCUUCUGACAGAGUUGGUCACACACGGGCGUAUACCCUAUCCAGGCAUGAUGAACAUGGAGGUCUUGGACCAAGUGGAGCAUGGGUACCGCAUGCCCAAGAUGUCCGGCUGCCCGGACAGCUUGUACGAGCUCAUGCUCAAGUGUUGGGACAAGGACCCCGCGGCCAGGCACACCUUCGAGUUCCUGCAUUCCUACUUGGACGACUACUUUGUCUCCACCGAGCCCAACUACAAAGAGGCUGAAUAGAGACAUUGGUAAGAAACCAGAUAAAAUUGUGUGUGAUGCCCGAGAUAGAUGUUGUCCAUUUGUCAGGAACUGCAUUUUGACAAUUAUGCACAGUUUCAUCUGAACUUUUGUAAAGCACCCAUCAAUCCAAGAGUUAUCCACCAAAAAGGGUGUGAACUUGCCCGCGGUAACACCCCAUGUAUUUAUUUGAUCCAACAUGGAAUCAUUUGUACACUUUUUCAUGGAAGGGCUUGUUACUUAAUUUGUCCACAUAAGGAAUCUCACUUUUGGCGCCUUCAACACCUUUCUGAAUAGUGGAUUGCUUUAUAUCCACAGAAGCUGUGGAUCACUCCACAUCAACCUCAUACCUGUGUGUGGAUUUGUUCAUGUGCACAGCCAAUGGGAUUGCUGAUGUAAAUAUGCCUACUGAAUAUCCACCGUUACGAGUGGACUGUUCCACAUCCCCACUUAAGAGAGGCCAAGGACUGAGUGAGUUCCACGUCCUCAGUAAUCUUUGAAGAUGUGGAACAUCACUCCGUUGUAUAGCUAUGCGAAGUAAAACUUAGCAGGGUGUCUGCUGUGUAUUGUCCACGGAGAUACAAGGUGUGGAUCGGUCCAUUCUGCUGUCCCAGCCGUUGUGCUGAACACAUCCACAGUGCGUGGGAUCCCCUAUGUGGACCACCGACCCACAUCCACACUUUGGCCCUGGGUUGUUGACAGCCCCAACAGCAUCCGUGCAUGAGACUCCGUUGAUCUACUCAGUACUUGAGUCUCAUGUCCGGUAGGCAGCGUUCAGGGUAUGAUAAGGGGUUGGCCUAUUGCUGCUGCCGCACGUUACAUUUACACAGGGCAACUGCUGUGAACCAAGUUGCACCCACCCUCUGUGUGGAUCCCCGUACUUCCAAGUGGAUUUAAUGAGUAAUGUUGAUGAAGAUUUCUAUGUACAUAAUUUGCCAGAAACAGUUAGUACUGUGGGUAGUAGCCGUCUGAUUCAGCUGUGAUUUACGUUGAAAUAACUCUGAUUACUUUGCUAAAUUUGUAUCAAGUUAAUGACGUCAUUACUUUCCUCCAUGUGCCUCUGCCCCCUGCAGAAGCAAGUCAGUCUUGCCUGGAAAAAAAAAAUUUGCUUAUUAAAAUAUACAAGCGUCUUUAUGUUUAAGAAAGAGACCAGAAUUUGUAAAAAUGGACUGAUUCGUGAAGCCCCGCCCCCUUUUUUUCUGACCAGUCACAGUUGUGAUUUAUGUCCGACGUGCGUGUACAAAAGUCUGACAUGCGUGCAUGCAUGCGCCUAUGAUGCGCGAGGCUGAAACACAUAGUGUGGUAACGGGAAAGAAUGCGUGCUGAGUACCCAAGUGCACAGUGGGCGAGGCUUACUGGAUCGGUCUGUUUGCCUGCUUGCUGUAGGGAUGACUUCCGAAUGGAUGUACAUGUAUUAGUCUCAACUAAAAUGCUACAGUAGUCUAUCCCGCAAAGUUUGCAUAAUCCACAGCUUUUUUAAAAAGUUACCGAAUCUACCAGUUGGCCCUAUUGACCAAAAAUAUGCACCAUAUUUUUUACUCAUUUCGCUUUUAGAUAAUAAUAGUGGAAAGGUAUGAUAUGCAAUUUUACUAGCUGCAGAAGGUACAUGUACUGGUAACAGAUGCUACAUUUUGUAAAAUGGCCAAAUUUUUGUUUUAUUUUGGCUGGAGCGUCUGGAGUAUUUUUCUACUUACAAUAUUUUUAUAUCUGCUGCUCAAGCAAAAGAAUGGGUUGCAUUUGUACAUUUCUAAAUAACUGAGAUUUUCUGAGUAUUUGCUAGAUUAUGUAUUUUGAUAUUUGGAGAGUUGUGUGAAUUUUUGGCGAACUGAAGCCUCAGAGUAGAGAUAAAUAAAUGUGAAUUUCAAAACUCUAUUUGGCAUAGUACUACAGAUCAAAAGGUACUUUGCGUAGUUGAUCAAUUUGAUGUUAAUCUGUUAUUUGUACUACUGAUAGUUGAUACAUAUCUUUACAAAUAAAUUCCUUCAUGUCCUGUUUGUAAGGGCCGCAUUUACACUAUGUAACUACAGAGGCUAUUUUUUAUUACAUAAGUAACCAAGAUACACAUCUCAUUUUGAAUUUUUGAGUAGAAGUGUAACGGUUCCUAGGCCGGCAAACUUCCCUGCGGAUGUAUAUUCAGAGUGGCCGAAACGGAGUUCAACUGUUUGCCAGUUGAUUUAAGUGCCUUAACAUUUCAAUAUUGGAGGGGGGGGCAGAAAGUUUGAACUCUGUUGGAUUGAGUUUGAAACUAUCCAUUCAGAUGGGGAAUUUGUGUGGGUGAUACAUGUAUGACGAAAUUGUUGAUUUUGUACAGAAAGCAAUUUGGCAAGCAGAGAUGGUACAAUUGAAAAGUACUGAAGCGAAACAUUCCAUUUUGGGAUUCCUUCUGUCGUGGAUGUGGGGCAUGUUAAUUGCCCCUGUUUGAAGUCCAGUUAAACCGGAAAUGAGGAUCGUCGACAAAGAAUGGCGCUAUGAAUUCUUAAAACGACUAGUAAUUCCAACUCUCCUUCCAUUUUACUGUCUCUGGAAGAGAACUUACUUGGAUAUGUAAUGAUAAAAUAUAUAGAUCGAGUGCGCUGACUCGAGAAUCCUUAAACGGCAACAAUUUCCAAAGGCGUGACCCUGUUGGAAUCUGAAUGUUUCAAGAAAUGAAAGAUAGAAAAAUGCAGGGCAGGGUGAAUGUAGCACAGAUUUGAAGUUGGUCGCUAGACUGUUAUUUUCCUUUUCGGCGAAGUAUUGCUUCAUGUAUACACAACCUUAAUUUAAGUACACGUGCCUUUUUAAAGCAUUCUAUUCAGUUAUCAUCAUGUACUCAGCAUUGUGACUAUUUUUGUAUGUGCUUGUUUACGGAUGCGACGGACUUAUAUAUACAAUAAACAAGAUCUUCUGGUAACGGGCUUCUUAA